Helianthus annuus (common sunflower) is the source of this 1775-nucleotide messenger RNA. RefSeq names its product S-adenosylmethionine decarboxylase proenzyme. The transcript is spliced from 4 exons. Gene Ontology annotation, molecular function: adenosylmethionine decarboxylase activity. Lineage: Eukaryota; Viridiplantae; Streptophyta; Magnoliopsida; Asterales; Asteraceae. Gene Ontology annotation, cellular component: cytosol. Bases 528 to 1595 code for a protein of 355 amino acids. The record is from RefSeq and is a predicted model, not a curated record. Gene Ontology annotation, biological process: spermidine biosynthetic process; spermine biosynthetic process.
CAUAUCAAUUUCCAAACUCUAUAUAUACAUCCCCUCAUAUCCUCCCUAAAUCAAUAUUCCGUUACAGAAAAUAACCCUACGAAUCAACAAAAAAACCCUGCAAUCUUCUUCUUGGAUAAUCGUCUCCGGCCGAUUAUACCGUACAUCGGAUAUUGAAUUUACGUUCAAGAGUUGUUGAAACAAAAUUUUGAAUUGAAAAAUUGAAUGUUCUGAUGGAGACCAAAGGUGGGAAGAAGUCUAGCAGUAGUAAAUCCUUUUAUGAAGCUCCUUUAGGUUACAGCAUUGAAGACGUUCGACCAAACGGAGGAAUCAAGAAGUUCAGAUCGGCUGCUUACUCCAACUGCGUUCGCAAACCAUCCUGAUAUUCCUUCGAUUAGUGCCCCUUUCGCGUCUGUUUGACGUCGUUUAUUUACCGCUUUUAUAAUUAGUUUCGUAGUUAAUAUCGGUUCCCUUUAUUCCUCCUUUUCUUCACUCCUCAGCCCAUUUACUGUUUCCUCCAUUGUUGGUGUUAAUUUCUGUUUAAAACCAUGUCUGCAAUCGGUUUCGAAGGCUACGAAAAGAGGCUCGAAGUUACGUUUUUCGAGCCUAGUAUCUUCAUUGACCCUGAAGGUCAAGGUCUCCGGGCUUUAACCAAAGCCCAACUGGAUGAGAUCUUGAACCCUGCUGAAUGCACAAUUGUCUCUUCGUUGUCGAAUGAGCAUGUAGACUCUUACGUACUAUCCGAGUCUAGUUUGUUUGUGUUCCCUUACAAAAUCGUUAUCAAAACUUGUGGAACCACUAAACUGCUGCUAUCGAUACCGGCUAUUCUGAAGCUGGCGGAAUCGAUUUCGCUUACUGUCCGGUCAGUAAGAUACACACGCGGUUGCUUUAUCUUUCCCAGUGCUCAAUCGUACCCUCACCGCAGCUUCACCGAAGAAGUUUCAGUGCUGGAUGGUCAUUUUGAAAAGCUUGGUUUAGCCAGCAAGGCUUAUGUAAUGGGCGGGUUCGAUAAGCCCCAAAAGUGGUUUGUUUAUUCCGCUUCCGCUGGACCUGUUUCGGCUCGCGAUGAAGUGUACACACUCGAGAUGUGUAUGACUAGUUUGGAUAGAGAAAAAGCUUCGGUCUUCUUCAAAACGCAAACAAGCUCGGCUGCAACAAUGACUAACGAAUCCGGUAUCCGAAUGAUACUUCCGAAGUCCGACAUUUGUGAUUUUGAAUUCGACCCAUGUGGGUAUUCCAUGAACGCUAUCGAACAAGGUGCGUUUUCGACCAUACAUGUAACCCCGGAAGACGGGUUCAGCUACGCGAGCUUUGAAGCGGUCGGGUAUGAUUUCAAAGACUUGAGCCUGGACCAGCUGGUCCGACGGGUGCUGGAGUGUUUUGAACCAGGGGAGUUUUCGGUUGCGAUUGGUGCACCGGAUGCUUUGGAGACGAUUCGUUCGAUGGAUGUUGAGGGGUAUAGUUUGGAGGAAAAGAGUUGUGAAGAUCUUGGGUGCGAAGGUUGGAUUGUGUACCAGAAGUUUGUGAAGAAGGAUGGUAGCUGCUGUGGGUCACCUAGAUCUGUUCUGAAAUGUGAGAGCUGGAAAGAGGAGAAAGAAGAAAAGGAGUAUCAAUAGCUGUGUUGAAGAAGGGUUAUUUCUGUGUUCUGUUUAGUUGUUUUGUUGAAUAAAAGCCAUUGUUAUGGCUUGUUUGUGUUCUGAAUCUUUGUUAUUUUGGAUUAUUGGGGGUUUUUAUUAAAUCCAUUUGUACAUUUUGGUGUUAUUGUUUUUGGUUUAAUCAAAAUGUUUGUUUUGUCA